UUAGUGAAGUCACGUUUCCUGUCAGCAGUUGGUGGAGAUCAAAUUCGCAUUUUGAGAAAAAGCUGAUGGUCCUCUUCAAAUUUUGAUGGUUCUUCUUUUCUGUUUGCCUCACGGGAGAACACCAGUAAUUAAUUAUUUCAUAAACUAUGCUCACGACACUGUAAAAAGUGGCCAGAUGUGUUAGUCUGGACUUGAGACUGUCCAGGUGAAAAUGAACAUGCAUGGUGCCAGCGGAGGCUGUGACCGAUCCAGAGAUCGACGGCGCUCCAGUGACCGCUCUCGGGACUCCUCGCACGAGCGUGCCGAAGGCCAACUCACACCCUGUAUUCGCAACGUGACCUCACCCACACGCCAACACAACAGCGAUCGCGAGGGCGGCUCAUCGCGGCCCAGCAGCCCCAGGCCUCAGAGGAUCUCUCCCAGCAGCAGCAGCAGUGGGGUGGCCAGCAGUCGUAACAGUAGCUUGUCCAGUUCAGAGGGCACCUACAAGAGCAUGGUCCCCGGUGAGAUGGUCUUCGUCUAUGAGAAUGUCAAAGAUGGAGCCCGCAGCGUCCGCACAUCAGAGAAGGUCACGCUCAUCGUGGACAACACUCGCUUCGUGGUGGACCCCUCGAUUUUCACAGCACAGCCCAACACCAUGCUGGGCAGGUUAGGAGCAGACCGCUCAUCUGAUACAGGAAUGUUUGGAUCUGGACGGGAACACAAUUUCACCCGACCCAACGAAAAAGGAGAGUAUGAGGUGGCAGAGGGCAUCAGCUGCACUGUAUUUCGGGCAAUUCUGGAUUACUAUAAAUCUGGGAUAAUCCGUUGUCCUGAUGGAAUCUCCAUUCCCGAGCUAAGGGAAGCGUGCGACUAUCUGUGCAUCUCUUUUGACUACAGUACUAUCAAGUGUCGAGACCUGAGUGCCCUGAUGCACGAGCUGUCCAAUGACGGCGCUCGGCGGCAGUUUGAGUUCUAUUUGGAGGAGAUGGUGCUCCCUCUGAUGGUGGCAAGCGCUCAGAGCGGAGAGAGGGAGUGUCACAUCGUAGUGCUCACAGACGAUGACGUGGUGGACUGGGACGAGGAGUACCCGCCUCAGAUGGGAGAGGAGUAUUCACAGAUUAUAUACAGUACAAAACUGUAUCGUUUCUUCAAGUACAUUGAAAACCGUGAUGUAGCCAAAUCAGUUUUAAAGGAGCGAGGACUUAAGAAAAUUAGGCUGGGUAUUGAAGGUUAUCCAACAUACAAAGAGAAGGUGAAAAAGCGUCCCGGUGGUCGACCCGAAGUCAUCUACAACUACGUCCAAAGACCCUUCAUCCGCAUGUCCUGGGAGAAGGAGGAAGGCAAGAGUCGACACGUGGACUUCCAGUGCGUGAAGAGCAAGUCCAUCACGAACCUGGCAGCGGCCGCGGCAGACAUUCCCCAGGACCAGCUUGUGGUGAUGCAUCCCGGACCACAGGUGGAUGAACUGGACAUUCUUCCCAACCACCCUCCCCCCGGUCAACACUACAGCAACAACUUCAACAACGAGCCUGACCCCGACGCCCCCUCGCCUGCCGUCUGAGAGCAGACGCCCCUUCACAGCAUGCUGCAGCAUGAACCAGAGUGACACUAUAACCAGAUUGCCUUCUGCACCUCCUCCACAGCCUUAGAGCCUCAACUGUCUAGUUACUGUAUUUAAAAAAGAAAAGGAAAAAAAAAUACACCGUGGACUUGGGAUUACUGGCAUGGGCAGUGCUCUCUCGUUUCGUCUUCGCUGUUCUCUUUUUUUACUUGACCAAAGGAAAUUUAUUUUUGUUUGUUUUGAAAUGAAGUUAGCAACCUCACUUAUUUUGUAAUUGGGCCUAUUAUAUGAUUAUUAUAAUUACUGUUCUUUUCCAUUUGACUAUAUUACUGCAAAGAGUUUAAUUAUUAUGAAGUUCCUUUCACUUGAUGCAUUUGGGUUUGGUGCCACUUUUUCUUUUGGAAAGCUCUUCCCCCCCCUUGAUCUCCUCAGAAGGUUCUUUUGCCUGGUGAAUAAAUGCAGUGUUUUUCUUAGGUGGACAUUAAUUUAUCUGCUCAAGAUCUGUCUGUUCAAGCGCUUGAAAAUCAUUGUAUUAAUAAAGAUAUAUAAUAUAA
Messenger RNA from Megalobrama amblycephala (Wuchang bream), 2097 nucleotides. RefSeq names its product BTB (POZ) domain containing 10b (gene btbd10b). Gene Ontology annotation, molecular function: protein binding. The record is from RefSeq and is a predicted model, not a curated record. Gene Ontology annotation, cellular component: cytoplasm. Gene Ontology annotation, biological process: positive regulation of phosphorylation. The transcript has 8 exons. NCBI's taxonomy places the organism in Eukaryota, Metazoa, Chordata, Actinopteri, Cypriniformes, Xenocyprididae. Bases 212 to 1543 code for a protein of 443 amino acids.